Molecule: messenger RNA, 639 nt
Organism: Lottia gigantea (owl limpet)
Lineage: Eukaryota; Metazoa; Mollusca; Gastropoda; Lottiidae
Exons: 4
Coding region: 211-537 (108 amino acids)
Source: RefSeq, a predicted model, not a curated record
CAAUUUUGAAUAAGUUAGAAAAGCUUUGGAAUCCAGCUGAUUUUUCAAUCUGACAGACUCAGACUGUGGCAUAAUGGAAAAUACUAAAUUGAGAAAAUCUUGAGUAAAAUCUAAAUAGGGUAGUCGGAAAUUGAAAUCGGUCACAGAAUAUGGAGAAUAUUCUUCUUAUAUAUUAAUAAGAUUUUGGAACUCUUUUCUUUUCAGAACAGAAUGAACAAUUUACAGGUACAAAUAUUAACAGUUAUCUUUUCCUUAUGUAUGGCCUUAUUCACAGAUGGCGCUUCUUUAUCACAUUUAAGGAACAAAAGACAAACGGCUGAUGUUCGAACCACGGAAUAUUUAGCUCGGUUAGGGUUGGGUCGAGGCUUAAAUUCAUAUGGCUGUAGAGAUAUUGCUUGUGGUGUAGUUGAUAUUUACAGAAGUGGUAAAAAGAAGAGGGGAGAUACGGGAAAGCUUGGGGAUUCCAGCGUGGAAGUUGGUGAUGUAGAUUUAUUGAGAGCUCUGAUACGACAAAGUCUUCAAGAGAACUCCGUUUAAGGAGACAAAGUAGUUUACUGAGAUGAGCAGUAAGAAAGUAGUGAAGAAACUUUGUUAUAAAAAAAAUGAUUGUUGUUUUUCGACAAUAAAAUAAAAAUAGUU